AUGCCUCGAGUCCUUCUUUGGGCCAUUCAGAUCCAGUCGCUACUACAGAUUAUCAUCAACCGAAUCUCGAUCCUCAUGGUCAACCGACACAAUGCAUGGAAGCUCAAACUCAUUGUAUUCCUUGUUCUUCUGGCCAUCAAUAUCAGUGUUUUCUGUGUCUGGAUCCCAGCCAGAUUACAGAUAAGUCCCAAAUGGAUUGCUGUCAACGCUGUCUGGGAUAGAGUUGAGAAAUGCAUCUUCUUGAUUGUGGAUGCUGGUUUGAACUUUUACUUCAUCUACCUCGUUCGAUCUCGCCUUAUCGCCAACGGUCUCACCAAGUACACUCGAUUAUAUCGUGUCAAUCUGUUCAUGAUUGCUGUAUCGAUGACAAUGGAUACUAAGGUCCUGCUCAUCGCAAUGAUGUCUCUUCCCAACGAUAUCGUCUACCUUCAGUUCCAUCCUCUGACAUACCUUGUCAAGCUCCACAUCGAGAUGAACAUGGCCGAACUAAUUACCAAGGUGGUCAAAGCCAGCAACCCCAAUGGAUACGACUACUCCGAUUCACGAUCUCGCUCUGGUCAAAAGAGCGGAAAGACAACUACUGGAAAGAAGAUGGGCUCUGUCUUUCCAGGCAACAACCAGACCUUCAUUGAAGCAGGCGGUGACAAUAUUGAGUUGCCUCAGAGGAAGGAAGACGGUAUUCAGGUUUCCAGAACUUUCAAGACUACGCAGAUCGAGGUCGUCAAGGAGAAUCGGGAUCGCACCGAUUACGAUGAUCUUGAGAGCGAGUCGAGUUCCACGCGACACUUGAAGCGAGAACCACUGCCAUUUCCCGCCGAAUAG
Fusarium musae is the source of this 822-nucleotide messenger RNA. RefSeq lists its product as uncharacterized. NCBI's taxonomy places the organism in Eukaryota, Fungi, Ascomycota, Sordariomycetes, Hypocreales, Nectriaceae. The record is from RefSeq and is a predicted model, not a curated record. The transcript has 2 exons. The coding region runs from base 1 to 822 and encodes 273 amino acids.